GUUCAGCCAGAAAAUAGACUUCUUAUGUCAUGAUAGUGGUCUGGCCUUUGUACGAUUCUAUAACAGAAUGCUGCUUCCAUAUUUAAAAUUGAGGCGUGUAUAAAACGUCUUCCUCAAACUUUUCCUUGAACAGCACUAGCAAGAUGAAUACUUCAAUACGGGAAAGAAUUCUCAGCUUUGCUGAUGUUAUAAUGAGGGUGCCACCUUUAUUUAUCAUUGAUGAGUUACUUAGAAUCAGCCUUGGUUUACCCAAUGACAAUAUUGUACUGGAAAGUAAUGAACAUGGCUUUAAAACUACUAAUGUAUCAAGCAUUCCUGGUUCCAUUUCUGCAGUUACAACAGACUCGUUUCUAAUGGAUCAGUUUGAUUUUACUCAUCUUGCUUACAAGGCUUACCUGAUAAUCAUAUUUAAAUUUUUAUGUUGUUGUAUAGGUUUUCUUGCAGCCUUAUACACAUUCAUGUUAUGUACUAGACAUUUGAUAAUUGUAUACUUAUAUUUAAUAUCUAUAGGAGUAAUAUUUGUAUCGUAUUGGUCAAAUGUUAGUACAAUGAAAGCAAUCAUAGCUUACAUGAAUGUUCACGAAUCAACAACCAGCAUACUUGACAAUAUAUUAUGUCUGAAUCUCUCGGACGUUUUAUACAAUGGUCCGGGUUUUCUAAUUAUCCAGAAUUAUAUAUUGCAAUGCCUGCUAGCUAGCAUCUUUUGUUAUAUACAUCUUGCCCCAAGACAUCCUGUAGUUCAAAAGCUUCUUGUGCUGAGCUUUAUGUCACCAUCCAUCUUGGGUAUCCAUCCUUUACCAACGCAAUAUCUGUAUCACACCCCGGUAUGCGCAACAUUAAUCCCAUUGGCUGUGUGUAAAUUUGUCAUCUGGUAUAAUGGCGUCUCCAUGUUGAAAACAAUCUACAUAGGCUAUCGACACGCACGCAACUUUAUAAUCAAUUAUGGUUUAUCCGCUCUUGCGGAAACAGAAUGGAUGCGUUUGAAUGUGCCGUGUGUACUUCGCACAUUUUGGAUGCUACGUGUGGGAGAACAAGUCGUCCAAAUCCUCGGAAAUCAUUAUGGCGAGGAAACAUUUAAUUAUUACGUCAUGAUCAGAACGCUGCUGGUAAAUGGGUGCGAGACAUUGACAGCUGUUCUUGGUAUGACCAGCAUAAUCUCGUUUAUCUGCCACUAUAUCGGUUAUUUCUUCCAAUGGAUAUUAUUGACGGAAGACGAAGAUGAGAAGAGUAUCGGCACGGUAUCCGCUAUACUAUUUUACAUUCUUGCCCUACAAACCGGAUUGACGAGUCUCGAUAAAGAGAAACGUCUAGUACGAUUAUAUCGUAAUUUUUGCCUAUUGUUCACGGCGAUUUUACAUUUUGUGCACAAUAUAGUGAAUCCAUUAUUGAUGUCGCUCAGUGCUUCUCAUAAUCCGGCACUACAUAGACAUUUACGGGCUUUGGCGGUUUGUGCUUUUCUAAUAUUCUUCCCGGUUUCGUUACUCGUAUUCCUCUGGUCCCAUUUCACCGUGAGUACAUGGUUGUUGGCUGUGUCGGUCUUUAGCAUUGAGGUAAUAGUCAAAGUACUGGUUUCGCUAGCAAUUUAUUCAUUGUUUCUAAUCGACGCAUACAGAAGUGAAUUCUGGGAACAAUUUGACGAUUGCGUAUACAUAAUAAGAUCAUUUGGCAAUACUGUGGAAUUUGCUUUUGGCAUUAUAUUAUUUUUUAACGGUUUCUGGAUAUUGAUUUUCGAGUCUGGUGGAGCUAUUCGUGCUGUCAUGAUGUGUAUACACGCUUAUUUUAAUAUCUGGUGCGAAGCGAAGGCUGGAUGGAGCAUUUUUAUGAAACGCCGGACGGCUGUGAAUAAGAUUAAUUCUUUACCAGAAGCAAAAGCUGAACAACUUGAACAGUUAGACGAUGUUUGUGCGAUUUGCUAUCAGGAAAUGCAAAGCGCCAAGAUCACUCAAUGCAAUCAUUAUUUUCACGGUGUAUGCUUGCGGAAAUGGUUAUACGUUCAAGACCGAUGUCCUCUUUGCCACGACAUAUUGUAUAAAGUUGAAAACGUCCAAAAUAGAGACACAGCUUUUGUUGAAGAAAAUGACAGAAACGACGUUGAAGAUGAUGCAGUUGUGCAAACUAGGCAAAAUUCGAAUGUACAACCUCAUCAGAAUCAUCAUAGACAGUUGGCCGAGCAUUCAGAUGAAGGCAGGUGAAAUGAUGCGACUCUUCAUGCAUAUUUUGUGAUAUAAUGAUGUAGAUAGACAUUAAUUUUUUUAAUAUCAAUUUUGAUCGCGAAACACCGAAACGUUCGUGGAUUCUCGCUUGAAAAUUUUGCUCGUUUGUAUUAUAUAUUACUCCAACUUGGUUAUCGGGCAAUAUAUAGUUCUAAAUCAUUUACAUGUAAAUUGUCGUAUAAGAACUUGAGUCUUUCCUCCAAUUUCUUGUAAAAUCUUGUAAAUAAGCAAAUUGUAACAAUUAUUCUUACAAGAGAAGUCACACAAUUGUCCAGUACCGAUUUGAUUCUCGGUAAAUAUGUU
This is a messenger RNA of Atta colombica, 2516 nucleotides long. It is a transcript of the gene Trc8, whose product is annotated as protein TRC8 homolog. Bases 144 to 2192 code for a protein of 682 amino acids. Gene Ontology annotation, cellular component: endomembrane system; endoplasmic reticulum. NCBI's taxonomy places the organism in Eukaryota, Metazoa, Arthropoda, Insecta, Hymenoptera, Formicidae. Gene Ontology annotation, molecular function: ubiquitin protein ligase activity. Gene Ontology annotation, biological process: ERAD pathway. The transcript is spliced from 4 exons. The record is from RefSeq and is a predicted model, not a curated record.